AUGGCCGGAGGGCUGCGGCUGCCGCUCCUGCUGCUGGCGGCCGCAUUGGGCGCCUGUCUGGGGGACGGCCAGGAGGGGAGGUCGUGCCCCGUCGUGCUGCCGGUGGAAUCGAGGUCCAAGCUGCGGGUCGACCACGAAGGCCUGGAGGUCAUCCGUAGCAUAGGCGGCCCGGUGGCUCCCGUAGUGGUGAUCGGCCCCUACAGAUCGGGGAAGUCCUUCUUGCUUAACCAGCUGCUCAACGUCUCCUGCGAUGCGGGCUUUGGCGUUGGCCACACGCGCAGCACUCAGACAAAGGGCAUAUGGGUUUGGAGCGCCCCAGCCGUGGUGCCAACGAGGGAGGGAACACCGCUGUCUGUGGUGUACAUGGACACAGAGGGAUUCGAGAGUGCUGGGAAAUCAGACUCCUACGACGAUCGAAUUUUCGCCCUGAGUGCGUUGAUGAGCUCUGUCUUGAUAUACAACCUGCCAGAAGCAGUCAGGGAAUCUGACAUCGAGAAGCUGUCCUUUGCCAUCGAGCUGGCCAAUGGGCUUUACAGCACCGCUGGUGAUGGAGACAGCCACCUGCUGAUCGAGCCGGGCAACAUGGUAUGGCUCAUACAGAGGGACUUCUUGGGGGGGAAGACAGUCCAGGAGAUGGUGGACGACUCCUUGGCCCAGGUGGACAACCCCUUCAACGACAAGGACAUCGACCAGAUCAACCGCAUCCGCAAGUCCCUGUCGCUUGUGGCACGCAACAGCACGGCGUUCGGACUCACCCAGCCCCACUUGAAUCGCACCGGGCUGUGCUCCAUGGGGGACAGCAUGCUGGAUGCAAGGUAUGUGAAACAGAAGGCGCGGCUGGCCGGCCUGGUGAGGGACCUCGCCACCCCAAAGCUGAUGAAAGGCAGGGUGAUGACCGGAAAACGGCUGGCAGAGUUGAUAGAGAAGGUCGUGGGGGCCCUCAACGAGCGUGAAAUACCUUCUGUGACGUCCAUCGUGGACAGCUUCAACACGGAGCUGCUGCACAAGUGCAUCCAGAUGUACGUCGCCAACUGGACGUCUGCCCGACUGCCGAUGGACGAGGGCGCCCUUGAGGACCUCCAUGCAGAGUUCCUUCUCGCAGCGAUGGGCCACUAUGAGGCCCACAGGUUUGGCGCAUCCGAGGAGCUGGUGGAGGGUGGAAACGUGCUGCGGGAGCGGCUGGCCAGAGAGAUAGAGAGGGCGUAUGACACCAAGAUGACGGCCAACUCCCUCAAAUCCCUGGAGGUUUGUGAGUCGGCAGAGCGGGAGUGUGAGCAGACUCUUGAGCGGCUGCAGGCCAUGAACCUCCCGUCCAAAAAGAAGUUCACUGUCGAAUUCGAAGAUUGCGAGAGGGUCACUUUUGGCGGGGCGUGUGUGGGCCCUGCGCUGGAAAAGCAGAAGGCCAGGCUGCGCAGCGCGUGGGACAGGGAAUUCGGUCGGUUUGAAAAGGACUACAACGACCGGUUGUACCUGGGGAUGGUCCUAAUCACACUGGCGGGGAUCGUCGCGUUCAGGUUCAUUUGCAAGGUGCAGCCCAUGGAGGGCGCCUGCUGGGUUCUGUUCGUCUUCUUGGAAGGGUACCCCAGAGUGGUGGAGUCCCAAAAGGAAAUGUAUGCCAGCAGGUGGUGGGCGGCCACUGUCAGGGUCUGGGAGUUCCUGGCAUACAACCCAGUCACCAAAUCGGGCUGGCUGCUGCUGACGGCGGCCGGCGUGUUCGCCUUGUGGCGAAUAGGGCUCCGAAUGCGCCGAAAGAAGCGACCGCGCAAACGAGACAGGCGCCGUGACCUGGACGUGUAG
Ostreobium quekettii is the source of this 1797-nucleotide messenger RNA. NCBI's taxonomy places the organism in Eukaryota, Viridiplantae, Chlorophyta, Ulvophyceae, Bryopsidales, Ostreobiaceae. The record is from the annotation of a GenBank genome assembly.